Molecule: messenger RNA, 291 nt
Organism: Perkinsus marinus ATCC 50983
Lineage: Eukaryota; Perkinsozoa; Perkinsida; Perkinsidae
Exons: 4
Coding region: 1-291 (96 amino acids)
Source: RefSeq, a predicted model, not a curated record
AUGAUCGGAAUCUUGCAAGUGAUUGCUGAGGAGUUGCUGGUAAAAGUCGGAGUCGUGGGGAAAUGCAUUGGCCCGAAGGUUCCUCUCGAAAGUUAUGAUCUUCAUCUGUUCUCGAGAAACGACUCGGCAGAAGCGUGCAUUUUACGGUCACCUAAAGCGUGUAAUUGGAAUAUAAAUGUUGUCAACAGAUACCAGCAAAACUCUCCUAACGUGUGCAAUCGUGUGAGUGAGAUCACGGACAAGCACUGUUGGGAAGCAUUUGAGAAGUUGGUGAAAACCACAGAGGAGUAA